AUGGCCAGUCAGUUGCUCGGGGUGAUCACAGUGAGGGCAUCCACAACUCGACAGUUUGGAAUUGAUCCAAAAUCAGCCCUGAGGAUCCCAUGCAAUCAGAUUGGAAGUGAAGGGAAAACCUUUGGAGAGCUGCAGUUAUCAGAAGUUACUCAUAUAUCAGGCAGUCUUGCUAAGUUGCUCGAUGGGCCAGGUGUUCUUGGAUAUUUCGAGUUUAACUCAUCACCACAGCCUCCGGGUUACCUGACUCUCUAUGUCUCUGCAUUGCAUGCACUAAAAAGAGAUUAUCAAGGAACCAUUCGUUUUGGGGUGAUAACCAGCAAACAGGUGGCAGAAAAGAUAUCUGUAACCAAUCCUGGAACAAUUUAUAUGCAUAGGCAUUUCAACUCUUCCAUAAUAUUUCCUCACGAGGUUUUAAACGUCACCGCGGUAAAUAUCUACAGCUGGGCUUUUGAGAACCGGGAGACCUUUAUACACUGGUUGCGACCGCAUGGAAGCAAGAGCCUUCUCCUAAACAAUGAACUGAAGAAAGGCCCAGCAUUAUUAUUGUUUUUCCCCUUCAGCCCAUUAGCUGAGAAACAGCCACUGAUAGAGAAGAUAACUGAAGUUGCCCUUAAAUAUCACAACUGUAAUAACAGCAAGAGCGUUCAUCGUGUGCUACAACACAUGGAAGAGGCCGAGCAGGCUGACCACAAAGAUCAGGCCACAGAUUCUUUUGCACAUGUAGUGGAAUCUUUCUUCCAGAUGCGGAAAUCUUGUUGUAAUACAAUAAUGCUUCCCCAGUGGAAUCAUAUAUCCCAAAUUCUCAACAUCUGUGAAUUAUGCAUUAAUCAGACAGUUGGAAUGCGACCAAGUGUGGUCCACCUUAGACAGUGCAGCUCCAUAGAGAUGGAGACAGCACUGGGUUUGUUCUACCUCAGAAAGCGCACAUUUUUUCAUCUACGAUCAAACACUGUAGAAUGCAGCAAUUUUUUGAGCUAUUACAGUCCUUUCAACUACUACACUGUUUGCUGUAGGACAUUCAACAGUUCAUUUAAUUCUGAACAAAUCAAUGCCUUUACCCCUUCAGAACUGUUUUUCAGUGCAGAGCAGAAGCGUGGGGUGAUUUCUGACAGUUUUCCUCAUGUUGAGGACAGAGUAACAAGUCUUCUAGAACUGCACCUCAUUCAAAGCCACAUUACAGGACUUAGCUGUAAUACCAAUAAAACUCUGAAUUUUUACUUGAUGGAUUCAAAUUUGCACUGGAGAUUUGCCACUAGAUUAGGAGCUAAUGAGUCUGCACAAGUGCAAGAAUUUGCUACAAUUAUUGAUCUGUUGGAUGAAGUUCAUUAUGUCCUUGACCAAAGGCAGAUUCUUGAUAAAUCUUCUAUUGAAAACGUUAUAAAGAAUUAUAGUAGGACAUACAGUCCAUUAAAUCGGUAUCUUAUUGCUGGAACAAUGUCUCAAGCUCAGGAAAAUUAUUUAAUUGCUGAAGUCACGACCCAGACGUUUGACAGCAUAGUUCUGGAUGCUGAAAAGAAUGUUUUGUUACUCUACUACACUCAAUGGUGUGGAUUUUGCACUGUUCUCAAUCAUGUGUUCAUUCAGGUUGCCCGUCUGUUCCAUGCUAAUGAUGGAAUCAUAAUAGCCAGAAUCAAUGUUGCCAAAAAUGAUCUUCCUUGGGAGUAUAUGGUUGACCGACUUCCUACUAUUCUGUUUUUCCCCAGAAACAGGAAAGACUUGAGCGUGAAGUACCCUGAAGAUCUGCCAUUUACUGUUCCUAAUCUAGUGAGGUUCAUUGUAUUGCAUUCUACCCAGUUAGUUCAUCAAGACCCAUUCCAGUCUUGUAAUCCAGACUGUAUCCAAAAAGCAGCAGAAUUACAGAAAGACCGAAUUAGCCAACUGGAGGAGGAGCUUCAGAGACUCCGUGCAGAGAUGCAGGCGUUGCAUCAAGUUGAGAAGCAACUGGCUUUGCAGCUCUCAGUAGCCAGGCAGGAGGAGCACCAACUGAAGCUCCAUAAUCGAGCUCUGGAGGAGAAAAACGAAAAGCUUAAAAGUCAUAAUGAGAAACUGCAAGAUUUAUAUAACCAGAGAAACGCAGAGCUAGCCGAAACAGCAGAGAAACUGAGCGAGAUUACAGCAGUGUCUGAGAAACUCCUCAAAGAAAAUGCUUUGCUUAAAACAUAUAUGGCAUCGAUUGAAGAACUACUGGAGGAAAACACUUACCCCUCCUCAUCUCCAAUUCCUGCUGAAGAGGAAUCUCUUUUAACUUCCCGUUCAGAAAAUAAUGCUGAAACAGAAUCUUUCUCAAGUCAUGACACUCCUACAUUGUGAAGUGGGAUAAUCAUGAAACUGCAGGGACGCAAGCCAUUUUGCUGCCUAUCUUUAAAUUGCACCAGAGACAUAAACUAUUCGACAUCAGGGUGAGGGAGAUCUCAUGUGAAGUUUGAAAUGUCAGUAAAAAUUUUCUUUCUACAGAAUUGAUUUUUUUACAAGAACUUCAUUUAUCAAGUUCCAUUCUUGAGCAUCUUUUUUGUAAAUAAUGAAAAAUCUGGUAAAAGGGGAAAUUCUUUAUUUGUUUACAUUUGAAUAUUGCACUAUUGUGAAAUUUAUUACAUUAAAUUUUAUUUCUGUAAACUAAUGAAUUACAGGAAGGGGAAAGAAUCUGGUCAUAAGAUACCACAAUAUAUCAAGUUCUUUUUAAAUGAUGCUGUUCUAAGUACAAUUUGACCAUAUUAAACAUGCUUUUAAUUAAAACAGAAAA
Molecule: messenger RNA, 2740 nt
Organism: Rhincodon typus (whale shark)
Lineage: Eukaryota; Metazoa; Chordata; Chondrichthyes; Orectolobiformes; Rhincodontidae
Product: thioredoxin domain-containing protein 11
Exons: 9
Coding region: 1-2310 (769 amino acids)
Source: RefSeq, a predicted model, not a curated record